Molecule: messenger RNA, 4399 nt
Organism: Peromyscus eremicus (cactus mouse)
Lineage: Eukaryota; Metazoa; Chordata; Mammalia; Rodentia; Cricetidae
Gene: Xpo6
Product: exportin 6
Exons: 24
Coding region: 440-3817 (1125 amino acids)
Biological process (GO): protein export from nucleus
Molecular function (GO): nuclear export signal receptor activity; small GTPase binding
Source: RefSeq, a predicted model, not a curated record
AGGACUGCGCGGGCCCGCGGGCCUCUCUCCUGAGCCGGCCGCGCAGCCCAGGCCCGGGCAGCCCCCGCCCCUUCAGCCCCGGCCGGGCCCGUCGCCGCCUCGGGCCGCGGAGGCCGGGGAGUCCCUGCCUGGGCCCGCAACCUCCCUCUUGGGGGUCGGGCCCAGGCGGGGGGCCCCCGCACAGCUGCCUCCCUUCCUCAUUUCCUGCUUUUGCGUUUGCCUGGGGUGGGCCGAGGUCUAGAUGAAUAGCUUCGGGGGUCCUCGAUGAGGCCGCUGUGCUCCUUUUAAAGGUGCCGGCGGGGCCCGGGUGGGGAACGGGUUGUCUUUGCAUGGGCGGGGGACUCCCCGAGCCUGCCGGGACCAUGACCUGAACUGUGCGAGCGGGACGCGUGAGAUCCAAAGAGCCAGCUCACCUGAGCCACCUCCCCCUCCGGCCAGCAUGGCAUCUGAAGAAGCCUCCCUCAGGGCACUGGAAAGUCUGAUGACAGAAUUUUUCCAUGAUUGUACAACUAAUGAAAGAAAACGUGAGAUAGAGGAGCUUCUUAAUAACUUUGCCCAGCAAGUAGGAGCCUGGAGAUUCUGCUUGUAUUUUCUGUCCAGCACAAGGAAUGACUAUGUGAUGAUGUACAGCUUAACGGUUUUUGAGAAUCUGAUCAAUAAAAUGUGGCUUGGGGUCCCAUCUCAGGAUAAGAUGGAAAUUCGUAGCUGCUUGCCCAAACUUCUCUUGGCUCACCAUAAAACCUUACCUUACUUUAUCCGGAACAAACUCUGCAAAGUUAUUGUUGAUAUUGGACGCCAAGAUUGGCCCAUGUUCUACCAUGACUUUUUCACUAACAUUUUACAGUUGAUCCAGUCCCCUGUGACAACCCCCCUUGGGCUGAUCAUGUUGAAGACAACUUCAGAAGAGCUAGCUUGUCCCCGUGAGGACCUCAGUGUGGCUCGGAAGGAGGAGUUGCGGAAGCUGCUGCUGGACCAGGUGCAGACAGUGCUUGGGCUCUUGACAGGUAUCUUGGAAACUGUCUGGGACAAACACAGUGUUACUGCUGCCACCCCACCACCAUCCCCGACCUCAGGAGAAAGUGGUGAUUUACUGAGUAACCUGUUGCAGAGUCCUAGUUCAGCCAAACUGCUGCCCCAGCCCAUCCCCGUGCUGGAUGUGGAGAGUGAGUAUGUCUGUUCCCUGGCCUUGGAAUGCCUGGCCCACCUCUUCAGUUGGAUUCCUCUGUCUGCCAGCAUCACCCCAUCCCUCCUCACCACUAUCUUCCACUUUGCUCGAUUUGGCUGUGAUACCCGGGCCAGAAAGAUGGCAUCAGUGAAUGGCAGCAGCCAGAACUGUGUUUUGGGUCAGGAGCGUGGCCGACUUGGGGUCUUGGCCAUGUCCUGCAUCAAUGAACUCAUGUCCAAGAACUGUGUGCCUAUGGAAUUUGAGGAAUACUUAUUACGAAUGUUCCAGCAAACCUUCUACCUCCUGCAAAAAAUCACCAAGGAUAACAAUGCCCACACGGUGAAGAGCAGGCUAGAGGAGCUCGAUGAGAGCUACAUUGAGAAGUUUACCGACUUUCUGCGGCUCUUUGUGAGUGUUCACCUGAGAAGAAUCGAGUCCUACUCUCAGUUCCCUAUGGUAGAGUUCCUGACCCUUCUGUUCAAGUACACAUUUCAUCAGCCUACUCAUGAAGGUUACUUCUCUUGUUUGGAUAUCUGGACACUGUUUUUGGACUAUCUGACAAGUAAAAUUAAAAGUCGUCUGGGAGACAAGGAAGCAGUUCUCAACAGGUACGAAGAUGCCCUGGUCCUCUUGCUCACAGAGGUGUUGAAUCGAAUCCAGUUCAGAUACAACCAGGCCCAGCUGGAGGAGCUGGAUGAUGAAACUCUGGAUGAUGAUCAGCAGACAGAGUGGCAGCGGUACUUACGCCAGAGCUUGGAGGUGGUGGCCAAAGUGAUGGAACUCCUUCCCACACACGCCUUCUCAACUCUGUUCCCAGUUCUUCAGGACAAUUUAGAAGUUUAUUUGGGAUUACAGCAAUUUGUAGUUACUUCGGGGUCAGGACACAGGCUGAACAUCACAGCGGAGAAUGACUGCCGGCGCUUGCACUGCUCACUGAGAGACUUGAGCUCCCUGCUGCAGGCUGUGGGCCGUUUAGCCGAGUACUUCACUGGGGAUGUGUUUGCUGCAAGGUUCAACGACGCUCUCACAGUCGUGGAGAGGUUGGUCAAAGUUACUCUGUAUGGAUCUCAGAUAAAACUGUACAACAUUGAAACAGCUGUGCCAUCAGUGUUGAAACCUGACCUCAUUGAUGUGCAUGCCCAGUCACUUGCAGCUCUCCAGGCCUACUCCCAUUGGUUGGCACAGUAUUGCAGUGAAGCCCAUCGACAGAACACACAGCAGUUUGUGACACUCAUCUCUACCACCAUGGAUGCGAUCACACCUCUCAUCAGCACCAAGGUCCAAGACAAGCUGCUGCUGUCUGCAUGCCACCUACUGGUCUCAGUAGCCACCACUGUGCGGCCGGUUUUUCUCAUCAGCAUCCCUGCGGUGCAGAAGGUGUUCAACAGCAUCAUCGAUGCCUCUGCCCAGCGCCUGGCAGACAAGGCACAGGUUUUGGUUUGCCGUGCACUCUCUAACACCUUGCUCCUUCCAUGGCCAAAUCUUCCUGAGAGUGAGCAGCAGUGGCCCCUGCGCUCCAUCAACCAUGCCAGCCUCAUCUCUGCACUCUCUCGGGACUACCACAGCCUGAAGCCCAGUGCUGCCGCCCCCCAGAGCAAAGUACCGCUGGAUGACACCAAAGUGAUUAUUCACCAGACACUUAGUGUCUUGGAAGACAUUGUGGAGAAUAUCUCUGGGGAAUCCACCAAGUCUCGACAGAUCUGUUACCAGUCACUGCAGGAAUCUGUUCAGGUCUCCCUGGCCCUCUUUCCAGCUUUUAUCCAUCAAUCAGAUGUGACUGAUGAGAUGCUGAGCUUCUUCCUCACCUUGUUUCGAGGCCUUAGAGUACAGAUGGGUGUGCCUUUCACAGAGCAGAUCAUACAGACUUUCCUCAACAUGUUUACCAGAGAACAGUUGGCUGAGAGCAUCCUCCAUGAAGGCAGCACUGGCUGCCGGGUGGUGGAAAAGUUCCUGAAGAUCCUGCAGGUGGUGGUGCAGGAGCCUGGCCAGGUGUUCAAGCCCUUCCUCCCCAGCAUUAUUGCGCUGUGCAUGGAGCAGGUGUACCCCAUCAUUGCUGAGCGCCCGUCACCUGACGUGAAGGCUGAGCUGUUUGAGCUCCUCUUUCGAACGCUCCAUCACAACUGGCGGUACUUCUUCAAGUCUACUGUCCUGGCUAGCGUGCAGAGGGGCAUUGCUGAGGAGCAGAUGGAGAAUGAACCCCAGUUCAGUGCCAUCAUGCAGGCUUUUGGACAGUCCUUUCUUCAGCCUGACAUCCACCUGUUCAAACAAAAUCUCUUCUACUUGGAGACUCUGAACACCAAGCAGAAAUUAUACCACAAAAAGAUCUUCCGGACCACUAUGCUGUUCCAGUUUGUGAAUGUGCUGCUCCAGGUCCUGGUUCAUAAGUCUCAUGACCUUCUACAAGAGGAGAUUGGCAUUGCUAUUUACAACAUGGCUUCUGUCGACUUUGAUGGCUUCUUUGCAGCCUUCCUUCCAGAGUUCCUGACCAGCUGUGAUGGUGUGGAUGCCAAUCAGAAAAAUGUGCUGGGACGAAAUUUCAAGAUGGAUCGGGACCUGCCCUCGUUCACCCAGAAUGUGCACAGGCUGGUAAAUGACCUACGUUACUACCGACUCUGCAACGACAGCCUACCCCCUGGCACUGUGAAGCUCUAGGAGUGCCUGCUUGCCUUCCUGGCUGCUCACUGCCCCAGGGACGUGCCUGCUGCCACCGCCACCAACACCACCUGCACCUGUGCCACGGAAGUCUGUGACAAGCCUUGGCCACUCUCUGGAUGGUCAUGCCCUGAGCAAGUGGCCUGCCUUUGCCCUCUCCUGCUGCCACCAACACAGCAGGCCUUGGGGUCCAUUUGACACUGGUAGAGUUUCCAGGCAUUUGGAGCAAACAGAGGGUCAUGUGGCCGGAUGCCAGGAAGGCACCCAGAGGUCCCACAGCAUGGUCCAUGCAGAUCAUGUGUCUGUCUAUCAGUCCCGAGUCCGAAUCGCCAAGGACCGCUUACAACAGUGCCACCUUCUCACCAUUCCACUUCCCCACCCUCCUGGCCGGCCAGCCCAGGAGAAAUUCGACAGCAGAACUAUUUCUGUCGAGCCUCCUGCCCUCCGAUUGCCUUGAAGUCUCUGUUCUUUGUCAGAGAUUCGUGAAGACUCGCAUUUUUUUUGUUCUUGUUUUCUCAUCAUUCCAUUGUGAUACUAAGAAGCUUAAUGGAUAAAUAAAAUGCUUAAGUUGUUGGUAUAGAA